UCUCGCGAGGGUACGACCAUUGCAUUUUAGUCUGCAAUUUUUCGAAAAUUGUGCAAUUUAAAGCCCCCAGUGGCACCCAAAAGUGGGUUCAACUGGCGUCGGAAGUGAUUAGCGAUCGGGACGCGUUCGAGUGCAAUAGAAGUGCGGUGGCAGCGAGGAAAUUUCUGUGAAAAACAGUGAAAAGUUUGCCGUCAAGGAGUUUUUUCAUCUCUUUUUUCGCCAGCCCUAGUGUAUGCGUCUGACGUUGGACGCCUGUGCAGCUUUCGGUGUGCGUGCCGUGUGAAACUCGUCUAAAACCGCGUUCGUCUAUGCAGCCAUCGGUGAAUAAAUGAAAUUUGUUUACAAUUUCUGUGCGUGUGUUGGAUUCGCUCGGUAGUUGACAUUGGUUCGGGCAAACUCGCGGGUGUCGUUCGUGGCCCGAAGUGGCUAAAAACAAACGCCCGAUCCAACGGGUUCGGGCUUCGUUUACCGUUCGUGGCCGAUCGGGUUCUCACGAUUGACAUUCGCUGUAAUUUCGUUGCGUUCGCGAUUCGUGUAGUGAAGUUUUUUGUGUGUGAUAAACAGAGAUAAGUGAUUUAAAUGAUCUUGUGUUUACGCGUGUGUGUUUUCGUCGCGUCUUUUGCAUGAAGGUAUUGUUGCUUCGCUGGUGAUGGAUUUGGGAUUUUCUCUGUAGUAUUUUAUCGUUCCGUGCGCGUUUCUCUGCCUGAAGUAAAAAAAAACAGGAGAAGCGAGGAAAGGCACGUAGAUAGGCGCAGGAAUACGACUCAAUCUAUGCCUAGUACGGAUUCCGCAGAAGUGUGAACCAUUGAAAGAAUAAUCGCGGCAAAUCGAACGGUUUUCCGAGCAGUGGAAACAAAUGAGUGAGAAAUAAAUUGACGAUUAGUGGAAAAUUAUCGCUUCCACUAAAUCCUUCGAUUUCGGAUUAUGGCUUACAACACGUCGACCAAUAAAAACUAGAACCACGCAUGAAGACAAAAAAACAGUUGGCAGCGGCCGCUGCAGCGGCAGCAGCAGCCGCCGAGAAGAAAGCCGCAAACGCGUCCGCUUCCGAUGUUCCACUGAAAAAACCGCUCAAACGCCUCCAAACAAAAACCAAAGAAAGUACACCGAAACUGGUUGAAUUCUCGGUUCCGCCGGGUCAAGCACAGCAAUCCAAACAAUCACAACCCGGAACAGUGAGGGGAAAAACUGUGACUAAACCGACCGUUGGUCCGAAAUCUCCUGUCCCAACAAAACCGGAACCGGCCACUCCUUCCAGUAAAGUGUCAGCAACAUCCUCGGGAUCGACCAAACAAAACAAGCCCACUAAGCAUGAGUCCGCUUUGAAUCCUGUCAGUCCGGCCGGAACCAGUGCAAAAUCAUCGGGUCUGGCUUCUCCGAAAAGGACCGGCAGCUUAAAAAAAGCGGAUCCCGCCAAAAGCAAAAACUCAACACCCACCGGUAGCGGUGUUAAAAAACCAUCCGCUGGAGAGAAAAAGAAGAUUCAAAAAGAGCUGAAAAAUCUUGGCAUCACCGAUAGGACUAUCAAUCAACUCGACACGACCGUGGUCGAAUGCAAUCCGUCAAUCAGUGAGAUGGUGAAAACCAAAUCACGUGCCACCGUCAGUCAGCAAAAGUAUAAUGAGAUCGGUUUGCUGGGUGGUCCCACGGGUGCCGGUGGGACAACCCACAAGGCUGCCACCGUAGCUGCUAAUUCCGCAAAACCGGACGGUUCUCCCGCUCUGACGGGUAACGACACUAAUAAACCCUCGGAAGCAGUUUCCACCGUGGCCCCUGGAUUGGUCUCUACCGUCGCAAAUAGAAAAAAGACUCCUUCGGGUUCGCAGAAGACAAAGGACCAUCCGACCGCGGCCAAAGAGGACCCCAAACUGCGCGAGACUACUGUGGAUCGUGGGGAAGGUGCGAAAAACAAAAGCCCAGCCAUGACACUGCCAACGCCUGCGCCGCUGCCGUUAGCCGCUAAAGAAGAUGUCAAAGUGCCGACCGGAGCAAAGACGGUUCCCGAUAGUAAAACUAAAGCGAAAAAAACCGAAAGCAACGACGAUGAUAAUGAUAAUGGUACGGCAGAAAACAAGCCGGUAAAAAGAAACACCUCUGCGUCGUCUUCUGCGGUUUCAACGCCGGCGGUUCCCAAGGCAAAGCCCCGAUCCAAGAAGGCCAUUCUGGAAGAAAAAAGGGCAGCCGAAGCAAAGGCUGCUGCUGCUGCUGUUGUUGCUGCGGCGGAGGUCUCGACUGCUGGUACGGUAGAACCGGCUCCUGGCAGUGCUGUAAAACAAGCCGAAGCCGAAGACAAACAAAAGGCCGAAGAGGAAAAAACAUGUUCCCUCGUUGAACUUGAACCGGACGACCGGCAUGAGGCCGAGGUCCAGAGUCGCAUCGAAGAUAUUGUAAAAGCACUGGAAGAGGAGGAAGCGAACGAAGGGCAGGGUGCCACGGUGGUAGCACAUCCGAAAGCAGACGAGAUUAAGAUAGAGCCCCGGGUGGACCCCGAACAAUCAGCGAAAGAAAAGAAACAGACGAAGGUGAUGAAACCGAAAAGUUCUAAGUCGGUUCCGAAAAAACCACGCAAAACGCCAACCAAAAAGCAACCGAAUGAUGAAAUGCCGGGCAGCAAUGUUGAGACUUUGAAUGAAUCAAUUAGCUCUGCAAAUGAUACAUCCGCUGUCGGGAUGACAGAAAAACAAUUAGCCCCGUCGAGUCCUGCCGGAGACCCCGGGAAAUCAUCACCGGCGAAAUCCGUCACUGUCAAAACCGUUGCCAAUUCAACGGCCAAACGAAAAUAUGUCAGAAAACCUAAAAACUUGAGUGCUUCGAUCAAAGUAACCGGUCCCAAUGACGUACCGGAUCCGACUGUAAGUAGUGCGGUUUCUCAAGAAACGUCACAAAAAGAUGCUUCCGCCAAGACUGAACAACAGAAACAACAAAUCGCUCCACCCAUAGCCCACAACAGCUCAUCUCAGCCAAGCGAACCGACAGAAUCUCCCGAACCUCCGAAAACGAUUCGAUCUUCCACGGAAAACGAUGACGACGUUCCGCUUAAUCGGCUGAAAAAUAUUACAAAACCGGACCCCGUCAGCACCUCGGAAUUAUUCAUCGCACCGCCGAAACCGUUGGUGGUGCCACCGGAACCGAUGAGUUCCGGUAGUUCCAAUCCUGCCACCCCGCUGCUUGCCAGUUUGCUAAGCCAACCGGCGGUCAAAUCGAAGAGAAAGUACGCUCGUAAAACUCCGGUAGCGCCGGGACCGGCUGCCCCCGGCAAGAAACUACCGCCCAAACGUUCUCCGGAAACACCCAAAGAACCACGGGAUAAAAAGUCCGAAAAAAAGGACGUCUAUGACUUUGACGAUUCCGAAAGUGACAUCGACACUCCCGUCAAGGCCGGCAAGCCGACAUUCAAGCGAAAACCGCUGGAAUCUUCUUCGUCGUUGAAGGACGAUGAUGAGUUUGAAGAAGCUCAGCCUCUGGAUGUGAAAGCGGCCGAAGAAGAGAAUAAUCUUUCUCCGGUGAAACAUGAAAAGAAAAUCGAUUCCGAACAGGAGAAAGAGCUGCCUAAAUCGCCGAAGAAAUCGUUGUCUAAAUCCGAAGAAAAAUCCAAGAGCUUAGAGGCAUCCCAUUCCAAACCAGGCCUAUCCGAAUCGGAACAUUCAAAGGACGAUAACGAUGACGACAAUGACGAAGACGAUGACGACGACGAGGAGGAGGAGGAGGAAUCGGACCAAAGAUGUCGUGUCCCGAUCAGUCGCAAAGUGAAACAAGAGGUACGGGACAGCUCGGACGAUGACUCGGAUGGUUAUUCGUCGGAGGAAUCGGUACGAACGCGAAUAGUGAAAAAACGGCUGACGGCAAAAACACGGCACCUGAAACUGUACGGAUUUUGGUCCGGUCCGAAGCGGCAUCGUGUCGCGUCCUUGAAUGCGAUCGCCAAGGUACACUGUUUGUACGAGAACGAAACCCGUGCCGCACUGGAAGCUAGCCUGAUGAAGCAGAUUCCGUCGAAAGUGUCCCGGGCGGUUGCCGCUAAGGUGGUGAAGAAGGAAAAACUGGAAGAUGAAGACAAAAAGAAUGAAGCUAGUGCAGUGGCAAAAGAAGACAAAAAGGAUGACAAAAGUGACAAAAAAAUGAGUGCCCAUGAAAAGAAGGAAAAAGAAGAUGAGAAAAAAUCGAAAACAGUUCAAGUGAAAGAGGAAAAGAAGAAAGCGGUGAAAAUGGUAGAAAUUAAAGACGAUAAGAAGAAAGAAUCUAAAAAAUCAGAAGCAAAAGAAACUAAAAAGGACAGCAAAAAGAAAGAAAAGGAGAAACCGAAAGAAGAGUCCAGUAGUGAAAGUGACGAAGAUGAAUCGGAGGAAGAGGUUGUUACACGCACUUUGAGAUGCGUUCCCGGACUUCGCGGAGUCGGCAAACACUGGGACCCGAAUGCUUCCAGCAUGGAAUCGGAAGAUGAUCUUCUACCGGAUUCCGAUGAAACUUACGCACAGGGAAAAGACACCGACCCGGUUAAAAAGCGCAAAAUCAAACGCAAAAUAGUCAAAAAACCUAAACCCAAACCGAAGAGCGAAAAGUCUGACAAGUCGGAAAAGCCCGACAAACCGAAACCGCCGGCCAAAAAAAUCAAAAAAGAACUGAAAGCUCUCAUGUCGGACAGUGAGAAGCAAGCGGAGGAGGACUCGUGUUCUUCGUCGUCCGGUUCCGAAAAGGUGGUGACUGCAAAGUCCAAACAAACCGAUAGCAAAAAACGCAAACGGAAGCCCAAGGAGAAAAAGGAAGUCGUGGAGGUGCUGGCCAAAAAGCGAAUGGCCAGUUUGAACGCAACGGCGAUGCUUGCGGCCACCUACGAGGUUCAACGGAUUCUCUAUCGGAAUACGGAUUCCGAUUCGGAUAAUCCAGCGCACAAACCGAAAACCAAAAAAGCAAAAGAUCAAAAAGAAACAAAGGAGAAGGAAGCUGCAAAGUCCGAGGAGAAGAAGGAUGCGAAAGAAUCAAAAGAAUCCAAACACGAAGAGAAACCCGCGGAAGCAAUUGAGCCCAUUAAGUCUCCUGAAAUAGAUAAAUCAAAGGAAAAAGAAGAACCUAAAGAAAAGGGAAAAGAAAACACAAUUACAGUUAAAACGGAACUUUUGCGAGAUAGAAAAGAUGAAACCGAAGUCAAGCGGGAGCUGGAAGAGCCCCGUCCGAUGUCCAGCAACGUUGUAAUCGCCCAGGACACCGAGGUUACCAUAACAGGUGUUUAUGUGAAUUCAUCCCUCGGUGCCAAUCAGGAAGCGUACUGCAAAAUGCAGUACCGUGUUCAGCAGAGUGUUACCGAGGAACGCUUGGUACGCCCUGGGGAGGCACCUCCCCGAUCCUACACACCGCUGACGGCCCUGUCCAGCAUGCGACCGCCCAAUGACCAAGCUUUAUCCACACCACCGUUGUUCGGUCCACCGUCGCAGUGUGAUUCGCCGUUGGGAUUGGGACCGCCACGAUCCUUUUAUCCGCCACCCACAUCAUCAUCCGGCAGUUCCAGUGCGUUCUGUGCACCGAUUCCACAUGACAGUCCAGGUUACUAUCAACCGGCUGGUCCGUUGAUAUCGCCUCAUCUGUUGCCGCAACCGGCUCCAGGUCCACCCAGUGCAACGUCCCAACACAGUGCCAGCAGUAGUGCUGUGACCAAACAACCACCAGAGUCUGAUUCCCCGCUGCAAUCGUUGACCCAACCGCCGUCCUCGUCCACAGCGGAUAGCACCGACAGCGAUGUGCUGCUGACUGGCGGUGAUUUGUCAGCCCGAUCGCAGGCCUACCGAUACGGUCCGUCCGGUCCGCCAAAUAUUUACCAGCGUCCGGUUCAGAUGCACUGUCCUCCGCCGCCACAUCUGGCACCGAACUACUACGCGGCACCUCCGUACAGUCAGUACCCGCCGGAGAUGUACUACACCCACGCUUACCCGCCAGCACACUUCUAUCCAAAGUUUGCCCAGUACUACCCGAGCCGGCGAUACUACCCGGGACCACCGGGUCCCGGUGAGCACCUGUACGAGCAAGCCCCUCCUCCGUCUAGUGGUCCCGUACCGCCCCCGUCCGGUGCUCAGCUAGUUCCGGCCGGUCCCCAGGGUCCCCAACAUCUGGAUCACUAUCCCGGACCACCACCGUAUCCGUAUCCGGGGUACGGCAGUCCCGGGCCAGGGCCUGGAGGGCAGUGUUACUCCCGUAACCUGCAGCCCCCACCGUAUAUGGAUGCGCACUACACGACCAACUGUCCCUGUCCGAUGCAAUCGUGUCCAAAAAACGUCAAUGCUGGGUCCCUUAUUGGUAUCAAGGCCAGUAAGGGCCCAGUAGCCACCGUACCAACCCCAAACCAUCAUAUCGCCACGACGGGAGCGUAUUCCGCCGUACAGACAUCCACCAUGAACAGCAGUGAGCCAAUCAUGAUCUCGUCUGGUUCAUCUACAUCUUCUUCACCUCCAUCGUUGGACAUUCACGCACCGAUAGUGUGUCCAGCCGAGGUCGCCACGUCCUCGAUAUACGUGGCACCGACGACAACCACGAUGACGACGACGGCAACGUCUGCGACGACGCAGGUCAGCGCAGCAUACAGCAGCACCGCUACCGCGUGCAACACAAACAUCACAACCACUACCAUCACAAGCAACAACACCACAGUGGUGACUGAACCAAAUAGAACACCUAAGGUUAAGCCAGAAAGUGACCUGUACCAGUGUAGUAAAAACUACCACCUGCAUCAUCAUCACUAUCACCAAGAUCAACGCCCGUCGGCACCUCCACCAACGCAUCCGCUGCAGCACUUCGAUCCCGGAACCACUCCGCUUUUGGCAGAGGUCAAAGAAGAACCUUCAACGCCAACCCCCGAGUCCGAGUUUAAAUCCGCCAAAAACAUUCCGAAGCUGAUACCGAUUACGGCAGCCAUGGUCAAACAGGAGAUUGCCGAGGUCAAACAGGAGCUAUCGACGGUGGUGACCUGCAAGAAGGAGGACUUCGAAGAGAAUGGACCAGCGAUGACUCCGGAUCUGCUACUCGAUGAAGCAUUAAUCAAAAAAGAAGAACUCGUUUCGGAGCUUCUACUACCGGACCGGUGUUUCGUCCAGAAUCAAAAACUCGACAACAAAUGUCUCCUAUCAAAUAUUCUAACCACUGAAGCUAAUCUGAUCAAUCACAAGACUAGCGCCGGUGAUAUUUGUAGCAGCGAGAAGAAUAGUGUUAGUAACAGCAACAACAAUAACAACAACAGUAGUAUUAGUAACGAGAAAGUACAAUUAGUCGAUAGUGUCCUACCUGAAAUUCCGGCAUCAACGGUCAAGCGGAGACCACUGUUGGUUGCAUGCAAGAAAACGACGCCGAAAAAAUCACCACCCAAUAGCUAUAAGAAUCUGAUUAAACGUACAAAUCUGGACGAAGAAAGCACGAUCACGGUGCUCAGCGAUGACGAUGAAGAGGAGGACGAGGAAGAAGCAGUCAUUCAAAAGGUAGUUCGGCGUAAGCUGCUGGCUACUACCCGGCCAAGAAAGGUUCUCAAGCGAACACGGCGAAUCUUCGGCGCAGAACAGCAGCGCCAUCUGAGGAAACUUUCCCGAACAUUAUCGAAAUCGAAACGAAUCCGAAAGAUUACUAAGCGGCCAUCGUGUGUUCCGAGCAAUCCGAAGAUUGAAGUACCAACAACUCAACAAACGGAACCAAAGCUUCCCGAAACCGUACCGGUUUCGGAGGACUCACGGAACGGAACGAAGCAAAUCGAAAUGGACAGUAAGCCCGAGGAGCCCGAACGGCAGGCCAGGCCAAUGUCCAACGUAGACCUAACGAUCGAUCUGGUAGCCAAGGGAUAUUUUUCCGAACCGGAAAUUCUAUCCCAGGAGACAAAGGCCACCUCACGUAAGAUCAAGAAACUAAAACAACUGGAAGGUCGCUCACAGUCUGAACAAACCCGGAGUAAGCGAGAGCAUAGCUCCGAAAAUAAACACUCAUCCAAGAAAGCUAAGAAACUUGACGCGCUGGACGUUGAUUUCGACAAAAGAAAAGGUAAGUGCAAAGCGAAAACGAUUCAUGCCGAUGUUCUGGACGCUCCUGCUCCGUCUAUUACUGUUGUCGUUUCGACAGAUAAGGAGUUGAAAAAGGCAUCCAAAGCGGUGGAAAAAGACAAGAAAUCCAAGAAAGGAUCGAAGUACAACUCUAAAAAGAAGUCCGGUAAAAAAUCUAAGAAACUAGACCGUGAAGAACGAGAAGCUCACACGAUGCCCGAUCCUACAAAAGAUGAUCAACCGCAACCUCAUCCGAUCCCAACGCCAAUGUGCCCUGACGAGGUAGAUCCCAGCGUUGACGAUCGAGAAACGGACUUCGAUGAUGCCGCAACGAUGCUGGUGGAAGAUGACAUGAUGAGUGUCGACACAAACACGAUGAUAAAUCGUCACAACAACAAUAACAGCAGUACCGUCGAGAACAAGAAUGCCGUCGGUGUAGAGGAUCCGAUGGAAAUCCCUUUGGCACCGACUACGGUUGCAGUUCAUGGUUGCGAUCAGAACCCACAAGCCCUACCAAAUGAGGAUGAAGACGAGGAGGAAGACGACGAGGAAGAGGAAGAGGAAAUCAUGCUAGCGAGAAGAUUUGCCAAAAAGAAUGCCAAAGCACUUCGGCGUGCAGCUCGGUCGAGGUCUAAAUCAAAAUCUAGAAAGUUCAGCAUCAAAAAACGGCACCGCAUCUACCGGAUGACGGCCGAGGUGGAGGAGGUGAUCGUGCCAAGAAAAUGCAACAGUGCACCCCGUUGGAGCAAUGGUUGGACCUGGGAAGGACAACCGUUCCAGGGCAAAGUGUUUUUGAAUAGCGAUGAUCCCCCUGUACUGCGAACUUGUUACCCCGCGAUGCGACAUUCGGAAGGAGACAUUAUUAGACCGCGGGACUGUGUAUUGCUUCGGGCGGGCAGCAAGCGGGCUGAGCUGCCUUACGUGGCUAAGGUAGCAUACCUUUGGGAGAAUCCAGAAGAUGGUGAAAUGAUGAUGUCACUGCUGUGGUACUACCGGCCAGAACAUACCGAACAGGGCCGACAACCGACCGAUGGACCGGACGAAGUGUUCGCAUCACGCCACAAGGACCAUAAUAGCGUAGCUUGCAUCGAGGACAAAUGUUACGUUUUGACGUUCAGCGAGUACUGCAGGUUUCGUCGUCAUCUGAAGGGUUACGAGGAAAAUAUCGUGGAGCAGCCCUCGAUAGUGCCGGCACUGAGGCGAGAAAAUGCCCGGCUACCACCGCCGAUUGUGUCACCCGAGCUGGUCAUGUACUGUCAGCGUGUAUACGAGUUCCGUUUGAAACGUCUCCUCAAGACACCAUCCUAGUGUCGGCGGUUGGUGGUAGAGCGACGGAUACCUCCGAAGCCUACCCACGAACAACAGCGUCAAUCGCAUCCGCUUCAGCAUCGCCACCACCAGCAGCAGCAGCAGCAACAGCCGGGAUCAUCAGCGAACAGCAACAACAACAACAAAAUCAGUAACAACAACAACAGCAACAGUGGAACAACAUCAGCAACAAUCAAAUCACAUAUCCACAGAUGAAUCGCAUAUUUUCUGGGGGAACCGGCCUGUCAACCGUGUAUUCACGGAUUAUGUUUUACUGGGGCGAAAUUGACCCAUCAUGAGUAAUCAUCAUCGUUAGUAACCGUUCUGUACACUAUGCUUUUCAAGAGUUCUAGUCCAGGGUUUGGGUGAACCACUCCCGUGGUUUGCUGGCAGGAAGAGUUCAACUUGCAUCCUGAAAAUAUCCAGAAAACGUCGCAUGCUCGAAUAGUCCAAAUCAGUUCCAGUAACAACAUCUACUUUACGUACUUUUUAUUUACUAUUUGUUUUUUGCGGUUGUAUUUAUAUUUCCUAAAUCUUUUUUGUGUACAAAAUGAUUUUACUUCGAAUCUAUUCUCUUCGAUUGUAUAUUUACUACUUGUUAUUUGUGACAGUUAAUAAUAUUAUUUGUAAAUAGUUUCCAUAUGAUUUUAUGAUAGUUUGUGGAAUGCACAGCAGAAUCAAAAUCUAUUCUAAAGGAACCGUAACUAAGUAAACAAAAAUUACAAUUAAAACUUUUGAACGAUAUUCUUAGUGGCCAGGCAUGUUCAGGAAUAGAGAACAGAAGAAAAAAUACUAACCAGCAAAAAAGUAACGAAACACAAAUACAAUAACCAACCGAUUACAUGAACGUCGUUGAUAUUCCUUUAUUUUUUGAUAAGCUUCUAAAUAAAAUUUGCGCACAAAUGAAAAACAAAACAUGUAGUAGCGACAUAAUUGUGAGCCGGGCAAACUGGAUUAGCAAAGAGAACAACAAUUUGUGAGCUGCAAAUCAAAAUAUUAGUUCGCAGAAGUUGAAAUGCUUAUUUGCGUGAAAAACUAAAAAAGUGAUGUCAUUCAUGUAGGUAAAUUUAGUUUAUUCAACACAACAGAAGGAUGUGAUUGUUUUAAAAUUGGAGCAUAAUUGUUUCGCAUAAGCAUUGACUUAAUCAAAUUCAUAAUAUUACUUUUUGCAAUUUUAAAACGAUUCAGAAAUUUAUCUACAUUUUUAAACAUUUUUCAAAGCGCCUACUGCACUUGCGCCUGUACCCCCAGACGGCUGGCUAUGUCUGCCAGCCAAGUCUGGCAACAAUGCAACAACCGUAUCCGGCAGAGAAUUUCGCCUAGCGGUUAUUACGGGUCUGUUUCUGUCGGAUUUUUGCCAUACAAGAUUGGCAGAACCGUUUUGAAUCGGUUUCUUCAUUUUAAGCUUCUUGGUUUUAUUUUUUCAAAAAAAGAUACAUAUGAAAAGCAAUAAGUUAUUGCCCUUCAUAUAUACUAAUCAUGGAAAAUGUCAUUGUCAAUAACAUUGCUUACUCACUACCAAACAUACCCAUAUUUCAAUUUCAUUUACCUCGAUUCG
Messenger RNA from Malaya genurostris, 10872 nucleotides. It is a transcript of the gene Hers, whose product is annotated as titin homolog. The record is from RefSeq and is a predicted model, not a curated record. NCBI's taxonomy places the organism in Eukaryota, Metazoa, Arthropoda, Insecta, Diptera, Culicidae. Bases 966 to 9314 code for a protein of 2782 amino acids. Gene Ontology annotation, molecular function: chromatin binding. The transcript has 12 exons.